Messenger RNA from Cetraspora pellucida, 1212 nucleotides. The record is from the annotation of a GenBank genome assembly. NCBI's taxonomy places the organism in Eukaryota, Fungi, Glomeromycota, Glomeromycetes, Diversisporales, Gigasporaceae.
AUGUGUAUUCCAGGUGCUCGAGUACAAGAUGUAGCAGAGUUAGAAAAAAUUCUCAAGCGACCAAUUACAUUACUGGAUAUUACAUAUGGCACUAUUUUUAAUAGCAAAAAAUAUCGAUUUGGUAAGUAUAAAGAAAUAGAAAUGGUAGUUCAUAAUGGGCAUGCAUUCUCUCGAAAUCAUUAUUUUUUAAAGGAUCGAAUGGUUGAAUAUUAUAAAGAAGAUACUUGGGAAGCUAUCAAUAAUGCCCUUCAAGGUCCUCAAGCAAUCUGGCUUAUGGAAGUAGGAGAUGAAAACCAAAGAGUUUCUCAAUUUGUUUUAGAAGAUGGCCAUGCAUUUAGGACAUGGAUAAAGCAUACAGAUAUUAUAAAAGCAUGUAAGAAAUUAUUUGAAGAUGCAGGUCAUCAACCUCAAUAUACUCAUUUACAGGCUUCAAUGUUAGCAUAUGCACAUAUUAAUUUGUUAGAGAUGCUUCAGAGAUUUGAUCCUAAUGAAGUAGUAAGAAUUGCUACAGAUUUUAUACAUGUACGAAAAGAUGCUUUAUAUAAGAUCGAGAAUAUACUGGCAUUCUUCAAGCAAGUUGAGAUAAAAUCAAAUCCAAAUUUAUGUUCAUACUAUCCUUCUUGUGCAAUGUGUAGCAAUCCAGAAGAAUUUUUUAUUUUAAAAUUGGAAUAUCCAAAAUGGAUUAAAGAGUUUCUAAAAACUAAAAUACCUCUAGCAAAAUAUAAUUGCAAAAGGCAUAAACUAUUUAUUUGCAGAUUUUGCUUUGGGGAAUGGUUUUAUAGCGGUGCUGAAAUUCAACCCGGUCAAUGGUGUGAUAAGAGCGAAAAAAUAUAUAGUCAAAAUUCAAAUAUUGUAUACUGGCUAAAGAAUAGGCAUUGGGAAUCGAUCAAAGAUAUUCCAGAUAGCAUUGCAUCAACAAUUUAUGAUCCUAUUACAAGAUGUCGAAAUUCAUAUCUUAAUGGAAGAGGAGGAUCCACCAAAGAUUUUCGAGAAAAACAUAAUGUAUGUAUGGUUCCUAAGCAUAUUCUUGAAAUGUUCAUUAAUUAUUUGUUAGAACAUAAAUGUCAGCAUGCUGAUUAUUAUGAAGAAGUCUUGACUGAUUAUCAGGCCAAAUGUCCUAAAUUAUGUGAAUUUAAAAAAGGAAUGCGUCGUAAAAAUAAUCGGGUGCAAUUAGAAUUAUUUCGUGAAGCAAUUCCAGUUAUAGAAAAAUAG